CAGUUUUUGAUUAUUUACGCUCUAAAGGCACAGCAGAUCUUGCUCGUUCACUUUGUUCUGCGCAGGAAAGCAAUGGCACAUUUUCACCACAAACAUUAACCACGUUACAUCCAUUAAUUCCUUCACCGAAAAGUGCAGUUGAAUCUCUUAAACUUUUUGUUAGUAGACCAAAACUUAGAAAUGAUGUUGAUUCAAUUUGGCAUACAGCCUUUACGAUUUAUUACCUUAAAAAUGUUUUGAUGGAUCAUGAAAAUGAAUGGCGAAAUUCAUGUGAUCGUGCCAGCGCCUGGAUAAGUGAACGGAUUGAUGAUGCUGAACUAGAAAAGGAAUUAUACUCAGCUUGUGAUCAAUAUUUGAUUCAACAAGGUGUUGAUUUAAUUAACAAAGAAGGUGGAAUUACAGAAGAGACUCAAGAAGAGGUCGAUGUUAUUGUACUUCAAGUUAGCGACGAAACACGUAAAGCCGUUCAUAAGAGUCUUCGUGAUGAUGUCACAGACGAAGUCGCUCGUACAAUUUGUAACUCACAAGAGAAAGAUGGAUCAUUUACCUUGCAUAAACAAAUUUCUGACCAUCUCAAAAUCCAUUCAAUCGAUAACGCUGUUGAAUCACUCAAACGUUAUGUAGGAAGCUUACACUUGAGAGGUUGUGACUCACCUUUAUGGUGUACAGCUCUUACAGUAACAUAUCUAAAAACCGUGUUGCCUGACUGUGAGAAAGAGUGGAAACCUGCCUGUGAACGUGCAGCAUCGUGGAUUAGUCAAAAAU
Molecule: messenger RNA, 765 nt
Organism: Racocetra fulgida
Lineage: Eukaryota; Fungi; Glomeromycota; Glomeromycetes; Diversisporales; Gigasporaceae
Source: the annotation of a GenBank genome assembly